Messenger RNA from Dermacentor albipictus, 2761 nucleotides. RefSeq names its product TELO2-interacting protein 2-like. Gene Ontology annotation, cellular component: nucleus; cytosol; TTT Hsp90 cochaperone complex. The record is from RefSeq and is a predicted model, not a curated record. Lineage: Eukaryota; Metazoa; Arthropoda; Arachnida; Ixodida; Ixodidae.
AAGGUACAGUUCCCCUUCUCUAAGUAUCUUCUUUAUUCUAUGGGUCGCUCUUCCUACUGUAGGUCAUGCACCGACCUAUACAAACUUGCAUGGCUUUCGCUCGGACCACCACCUACGCCAUCUCCAACCAACUCGCCCAGCUUGCUGUGUUAAUUCAUCUCCACCACCGCAGCUAGGAAGUUCGUCCUUUAUUCUAUGGGAUGGCUAGGACUGGGACAGUUGGGCUGGUUGAUUAUCGUUCUGUUUGGUUCGGCUACGCAAUUACACACGGUGCGCUUGCAGUACAGGAACAGAUGAGUGAAUAUUCGUUACGCACCUGAAGUUUUUGCCAACUUGCCUAAAGCACUAGCAUGGAGCUUGCCAGGUCGUUCAUGACUGAGAACUGCCCAGCAAAGAAACUCGUACUGCUUCAAGCACUUCGUGCCACUCUCGAAACGCUACGGCCGGACGACCUUGUCAAGAGCGACAGUGCCACAUUUUGCGCGCUCGCCCAGUCGCUCUUGCUCAGCGGCACUCCGAAUGAUUUGGUCGAAGAUAGACAACACGAGAAAAACGAUUUCCCUGGCGUUGCUGAGGCUGCUAGCGCAGGAAUGAUUUGCGCCCACGUCCUCAUAAAGAGCAACGCAUCGGAGUGGACCGAACUACACGACUUUGUGACUCCAUUACAAGUUCUCUGUUUCGCGCACAGCAAAGCUGAAUUGCCUUGGUGCAGUGAAGAGUCAGUCGCGGCAUCGUCAGCACUGUCGUCGCAACUCAAGUGCUUGUUUUGUGUGCCAAAAUUGCUUAUUUCCGUGCUGAAAUACAUUCAACCAAAACUUGCCAAGGAGACCUGGAAGAAGAAUCCUUGCUACAGGCACGUCUACCGGGAAGCGCUCUUCAAGCUUUCGCCGAGUGACAUGUCUGAUGUGCUCCCAAUCGUCAUGGCACCAGCGUUGCUACUUGUAGACGACUAUAUGACACACAAUCAAAGACUUGGUCUCUCUUGUGUUCGCUGUAUCAUUGUCAAUGUUCCUCCAAGUGACCUUGAUCAGUACGGCCGCCUUGAGGUGCUCUUCGAUGCUCUAAAACAUUUGCUGUACGUGAAAGAGGCAGACAUAAUAGUUGAACUCCACACAGGUUUACGAAACCUUAUUUUCAGUGACUACUUGGAUGCUCUUCGCACAUUCCGCGUCGAAGAUGACAGGCGGCAGAAAAUGGCAGAUUACGUGUACUGUGAACUGCUCACGGCAGCUGAAGUGGAGCAGACGUUUGCUCUGCGGAAGGCUUACUCAAGCCAGUUUUCACCAUACAUUAAAUGUCUUGGAAUGGAUGUUGUGAAGUACAUGGAUAAGACGUUACGGGUCCUGUUGGAAUACAUGGAAAUGCAUGACACAGAUGAGCAGAUCUGCAGGAGGAAUGCCUUAUUGUCAUUAGCAAUGCUUAUCAAACAAUCGUGGCCAAGAAUUCAGUUUCAUUUCAGAAGGAUUACAGAGAGCAUCUUCAAGCUGGCCUAUGACCUAUGUGAACAUGGCAACUCUGCUCUGUGGGACGAGAUUGGCAACUGCCUCUACUUGCUGCAACAAUCAUGUCCCAAGCAGUACCGAGAAUUCCGUGAGGAUCUGCUUCUCUUAAAGGAAGAUAAUGUUCCUGGUAUUGCUUCAUUGCUUGCACAUGUGUCCUAGGAAGAUGACAUGAGAAUUGCCGCAAAAGAAGUACGAGGCAGAGAUAAACAGUGCAGCUGUUUUAUUGGUUUUGUGGACAUGUGGCGGCACCCACUAGUGGCCGCUUGCGAAUUUGGCAAUGAAAGAUAUCUUUCAGUCGAGUUUCUGUGAAAACUGUGUCCUGCUCACAUGAAGUUUGUCAAGGUGCACCUCAUUGGGCUACAGAAUAACCACGCUGCAAAGUGCUUUUGUAUGUAUCACUGCCCACAAUGCACAAGGGACAUUGAGUGGACAUUACAAACAUGAGUGGCAAUGUUAACAUAGUACUCAACUAUUGAUUACAUAAACUGUCUUGUCAAAACUUAAUUUGUGGCUAGUGUUAAUUGACCACACCAUUUGUAACAAAAUAUAGUUACCAGCACGUGCAGUAAUUAUAGUGCAAAUUUUUUUUUUUUGCACUUCCAUGUCCAAGGUCUCUUAGUAAAUCACUUGGCUUCUUCUGUUGCAACACAGAGCUCCGUAGUUCACUUGCCUAUUCAAAGUAUGCACAAAUAUAAGCCAUCAGUAAUGCGACCAGGAAUACAAUUACGCUUGUGCUUAAUUCUGUGGGGUAGUUACAAUCAAGUAGUUUUCAUGGAACUGACAUCAUUAUGAAAACACCACUAUGUUGUGUCAUCAAGUACAGAUCAUAUUGUUGUGCAGUGGCCUGCAUGGAUGUUUGUUUUGCACUGCAGCUGUCCCAUCCACACCUUUUAACCCGUCAUCCCCUUGACCAUGAAAAGUAGCAUGCAGGCGACAUUGCACAUGCUGGCAGAAAUAUCUCUGUUUCAUUGAACUUUCUCUCCCUCUCUCUCACCUGACAUUAUGUAGAUGACAAGAACUUUAUUGAAGUCCUGAAGCUCACGUCCAGGGGGACUCGGGAUGAGCUGAUGGCUUCACCCAUGAUGGGACUGGGCAGGUCGAGACCGACCGCAACAUCAUGGGUCUUCUGGAUGGCCUGGAGUUGUAGAUGUUCUGGACACUUGAGGGCGGAUUCCCAGGAGUCCUUGGUUUGAAGUGAAGAGGCCCUUAUGGCUGGGCACAGACAGUACACGUCUUCAAAAUUACAUUUGUAUCCACAA